AUGGUAGACAAGAUCAUUCGAGUGAGUGAGACCAGUGAAAUAUUGUUCGUACACAUGGCAACCGCAGUGGCAAAAGUUGGAAAAUCAGUUCACCGCAUUUUUGUGGGAAAUUUACCGUGGACAGUGGGCCAUCAGGAGUUGCGUGGCUAUUUUAAAGAAUUCGGCCGUGUUUUAAACGCAAACGUAAUUUUUGAUAAGAAAUCCGGAUGCUCUAAGGGCUACGGCUUUGUAAGCUUCAACAGUUUGCAAGCGCUCGAGAAAAUUGAAAACGAACAGAAACACAUAUUGGAGGGCAAUUAUUUGAACAUACAAAAGUCAUAAAUGCAAUAUAAAUACAUUCAC
This is a messenger RNA of Drosophila hydei, 342 nucleotides long. It is a transcript of the gene SLIRP1, whose product is annotated as SRA stem-loop-interacting RNA-binding protein, mitochondrial. The record is from RefSeq and is a predicted model, not a curated record. Gene Ontology annotation, molecular function: RNA binding. The coding region runs from base 1 to 321 and encodes 106 amino acids. The transcript has 2 exons. NCBI's taxonomy places the organism in Eukaryota, Metazoa, Arthropoda, Insecta, Diptera, Drosophilidae.